AUAUAACGUCAUAGCUAAAGUAGUGUAGUAGAUGAUAUAAAUUACGAUCUAGUAGAGAAGGACAUUUCUAUCAUCUUCAACGGAAAGAAGCUCACAGGAUUUAACCUAACGUAGAGAAAAGGAGUGACAAUAAUUAUGUGUGGAAUAUUCGGGUACCUCAACUACUUGACCCCUAGAACGCGUCAGUUCAUCUUGGAGAGUCUGAUUAAAGGCCUCCAGAGGCUAGAGUAUCGAGGGUACGACUCUGCAGGUGUGGCAUUUGACACUGACGACCAGGAUGGGCAGGGACUGGCCAAAAUCAGACUGGUGAAAACCAAGGGCAAAGUGUGUGUCCUCAACGAGUCCAUAUUCUCUGCAGAGGAUCUUAACUUGGACAGUGAGAUGGCUACACAUGUGGGCAUUGCUCACACCAGAUGGGCCACUCAUGGAGUCCCUAACUUUGUCAACUCACAUCCACAGAGAUCGGACCUUGACAAUGGUUUUCUGGUGGUACAUAAUGGGAUCAUCACCAACUACAAAGAUAUCAAGCAGUUCCUGGAGGAGAGAGGUUUCAGUUUUGAAUCAGAUACAGACACUGAAGUCAUACCAAAGCUUAUGAAGUACUUCUAUGACUCUCAGUGUGCAGAUGAUGGUGACAAGCCCACUUUGAGGGAGCUGUUGGAACAGGUUGUUCAGCAACUGGAAGGUGCAUUUGCUCUUGUGUGUAAGAGUGCCUUCUUCCCUGGAGAGAUAGCUGCUGCCAGGAGGGGGAGCCCCUUACUGAUAGGCAUCAAGAGUGACAAUGGGCCAGCUGACAAUAUUGACGUCCUCUACACGUCACCAUUCCGUUCUCCUCAAGCGGACCCGUUUGACGUGCUCGAAGACUAUUCUGCUGGCCUCUCGGUCCCGGAGGAGCCAUCACCUCCGAAGAUCACUCGUCCAGACAUGAUCAGGACAAACAGCAUCACUAUCAUCAACCCUGACUCCUGUAACAAGGACAUACGGGCUGAGUACUUCUUUGCUUCAGAUGCAAGUGCCAUCAUCGAGCACACCAAUCGAGUGGUCUACCUCGAGGACGAGGACGUGGCAGCUGUCUCCUCUGAUGGAGUGUUGACAAUUCAUCGACUCAAGAGAGGCGGUGCCAUGCAGAGGAAGGUACACACACUCAAGAUGAAGCUCCAAGAAAUAAUGAAAGGGAGCUACAAGUACUUCAUGCAAAAGGAGAUCUUUGAGCAGCCCGAGAGUGUGGUGAAUACAAUGAGGGGGCGUGUGUUAUAUGACCAGCACAAGGUGGUGCUGGGUGGUCUCAAUAGUCACAUCUCUGUCAUACGUCGCUGCCGGAGACUCAUCUUCAUUGCGUGUGGGACGAGCUAUCACAGUGCAUUAGCAACCCGUCAGCUUGUUGAGGAGUUGACUGAGUUGCCCGUGAUGGUGGAGCUCUCCUCCGACUUCAUGGACCGCACAACACCCAUCUUUAGAGAUGAUGUCACUUUCUUCAUCAGCCAGUCAGGUGAAACUGCAGACACACUGAAUGCGAUGCGUUACUGCAAGUCCAAAGGUGCCCUCGUUGUGGGUAUAACCAAUACUGUCGGGAGCACCAUCAGUCGCGAGACUCAUUGUGGUAUCCAUGUCAACGCUGGCCCUGAGAUUGGAGUAGCAAGUACCAAGGCCUACACAAGUCAGUUUAUAGCACUCGUCAUGUUUGCUCUGGUUAUGAGUGAGGACCGAGUUAGCAUGCAGCCACGGAGGAGGCAAAUCAUGGACUGCUUGAAGAUCAUUCCAGAUCUGAUCAGAGAGACUCUUUCCCUGGAUUCUAAGAUAUCUGACCUGGCCAAGCAACUUUAUGAGCAGAAGAGUCUGAUUGUUAUGGGCAGGGGCUACAACUAUGCUACCUGUCUGGAGGGAGCUCUUAAAAUAAAAGAGCUAACGUACAUGCAUUCUGAGGGAAUACUCAGUGGUGAAUUAAAGCAUGGACCUCUGGCAAUGAUAGAUAAACACAUGCCUUGCAUCAUGGUCAUCACCAAGGACAACACUUACAAGAAAUGUUUGAACGCACUACAACAAGUGUCUGCUCGCUCUGGUCAGCCAAUCAUCAUCUGCACCAAGUCAGACAGUGAUCUGACAGGGAAGGGCUCGAUCACAAUGGAGGUCCCUCAGGUCGUUGACUGUCUACAGGGGGUGCUCACCGUCAUACCAUUGCAGCUGCUCUCCUACCAUAUUGCCACUCUCAAAGGAUUUGAUGUGGACUGUCCUCGACACUUGGCUAAAAGUGUCACUGUAGAGUGAUCGAUAUAUGUACUCAUCAAGACUCUAUAGGUUGAUUUUUGACAUUCUUACACUGCCAUUAUGCAUGUAACUGCUUCUUUUUUUAUGGUACAGUAAUAUACACGUGUUUCAUGAAUUAUCUCAGGUAUCACAUUAUUAGCUGUAUCCUG
Molecule: messenger RNA, 2414 nt
Organism: Halichondria panicea
Lineage: Eukaryota; Metazoa; Porifera; Demospongiae; Suberitida; Halichondriidae
Product: glutamine--fructose-6-phosphate aminotransferase [isomerizing] 2-like
Exons: 22
Coding region: 136-2265 (709 amino acids)
Biological process (GO): UDP-N-acetylglucosamine metabolic process; carbohydrate derivative biosynthetic process; protein N-linked glycosylation
Molecular function (GO): L-glutamine:D-fructose-6-phosphate transaminase (isomerizing) activity; carbohydrate derivative binding
Source: RefSeq, a predicted model, not a curated record